Molecule: messenger RNA, 2008 nt
Organism: Panicum hallii
Lineage: Eukaryota; Viridiplantae; Streptophyta; Magnoliopsida; Poales; Poaceae
Product: rop guanine nucleotide exchange factor 3-like
Exons: 7
Coding region: 233-1765 (510 amino acids)
Molecular function (GO): guanyl-nucleotide exchange factor activity
Source: RefSeq, a predicted model, not a curated record
ACAAAGCUGCAUCUCCCUGAGACUGACAGGACGUCUCUCUCAGAGAACAGAGGAGAUCGACGCAGGAGCAGAGAGACAGAACCAACCCCUGAAGAGAUCUGGCGAGCCUCCGAUGCAUGCCAAGGAGAAGGUCGCCACUGGCGUAGGAAUCAAAUCGGCAUCAGGAAAGUGCUGAACCGAACUGGAAGGGGCGUGACGGCGAAGGCGAAGGUGCGAGGCGAGGAGGCAAGCCAUGGAAAGGGACAGCAGCCCGUCGGUCUCGGUGUCCGACGAGAGCUCGGAGGCGGGGCCCGCUGGGGAGCGCGGCGGGUGCUGCUCGUCGCCGUCGACGCGGAGCCUCGUCGACACGGCGGGCAACCUCAGCCGCACCGUCUCCGACGUGUCCACGUCCUUCUCGGAGCAGUGCAGCAGCGUUGACCACAGCGGGCCGUUCGAGUCGGCCGCCGCCAUGGCCAAGCUGAUCGACCGGUCCCCGGCCUCCGCCGCGGCGUCGCUCAGCCGGCUCAGCAUGAAGCCCCGCGCCGACGUGCUCGACCGCCGCUCCACCGACGACGAGAUGGAGCUGGUGAAGGAGAGGUUCUCGAAGCUUCUGCUCGGCGAGGACAUGUCCGGCGGCGGCAAGGGCGUCUGCACCGCCGUGGCCAUCUCCAACGCCAUCACCAACCUCUACGCGACGGUGUUCGGGAGCUGCCACAAGUUGGAGCCGCUGCCGGCGGGGAAGAAGGCGAUGUGGAGGAGAGAGAUGGACUGCCUCCUCUCCGUCUGCGACUACAUCGUCGAGUUCUACCCCACCACGCAGACCCUGCCCGAUGGGACCAAAGUUGAGGUCAUGGCGACCAGACCGAGAUCGGACAUUUACAUCAACCUGCCCGCGCUCGAGAAGCUCGAUGCCAUGCUCAUUGUAAGAUCAGAUCCCAAUUGCUACUCCAUUGAUUUUGCUUGUUCUCAAUCAGAAGUGGUUCAAGCAUGCGCGAUGGUGCAGGACAUACUGGACAGCUUCCAGAAGGCGGAGUUCUGGUACGCUGACGCCGGGACGAGGUCGUUCGGCUCGGUCACCUCGUCGUCGUCGACGAUGUCAUCGUCAUUCAGGAAGUCGGUCCACCGGAACGAGGACAAGUGGUGGCUGCCGGUGCCCUGCGUCCCGGACACCGGACUCACCGAGAAGGCGUGCAAGGACCUGCAGAAGAAGCGCGACUGCGCCAACCAAAUCCACAAGGCCGCCGUCGCCAUCAACAGCGGCGUCCUCAGCGAUAUGGAGGUGCCCGAGUCCUUCAUGGCCGUGCUCCCAAAGAGUGGGAGGGCAAGCGUGGGGGACUCGGUGUACCGCGUCAUGCUGGGCGCCGACAAGUUCUCGCCGGACUUCCUGCUCGACACGCUCGACAUCUCGUCGGAGCACGACGCGCUGGCGAUGGCCGACCGGGUGGAGGCUGCCAUGUACGUGUGGCGGCGCAAGGCUAGCGGGAGCCACGGCAAGUUACCAUGGAGCAAGGUCAAGGAGCUCGCGGCCGACGACGACGACAAGAACGUUUCGCUGGCGAGCAGGGCCGAGAGCCUCCUGCUCUGCCUGAAGCACCGAUUUCCCGGCUUGUCGCAGACCACUCUGGACACGAGCAAGAUCCAGUUCAAUAAGGAUGUUGGGCAAGCAAUCCUGGAGAGCUACUCAAGGGUGUUGGAGAGCUUGGCUUUCAACAUUGUUUCGUGGAUCGAUGAUGUUCUUUUCGCCGACAAGUCGACUAGGAAACUAAGUGAUAACCUGAAGUCCUGAGCUCUUCAGCCUAUACUGAAGCUUCCCAGCAAAGGUUUUAGAUGACUGUUGGUGAAGUUGCAAAAGAAUGUAACAGUAGAUGUAUUAGGGUGGUUUUGCUGACCUAGAGAAAAUGUAAGGUCUAGCUUGCAAGAAUGCAGAUUGCAGAGUAUGUCUGACCAACAGUGAAUGUGUGUACGGAGUAUGUUUUGUUUUAAGCCCUUGUAUGAGACUAAGAGUUUGGUAGCAGGCAGUCUGGUAAAA